CUUUCCUUUAUCAUCACUAGAAAUCUACUGUAAUAUAUAUAAGAGCUGAGAUUUCUUGUUCUUUCUCACCUUCAUUUGUCACCUAAUUGGCAGGAAUAAUUUUGACCAGCAGAUUAAUCAGCCCUACUAAGAAGGAUCCUCAUACAAAGAGGUAAUCAUAAAGAUGAAACCACUGUGCCUGAUCACAGGCCUUCUGGCUCUUGCAGCAUGUUUAUUGCCUGGUGAGAGUCACAGAGGUCCCAGGAGACGAUAUCCACCUAGGCCACUGCUUCCUCCUCCUCUACGGUUUCCUUUUGGUCCAGGAUUUGCUCCACGCCUUCCUCCACCUUCUGGCCCAGGGAGAAUUCCACCACCCCCUCCUCAGUUUUUUGGCCCCGGGAGAAUUCCACCACCCCCUCCUCAGGUUUUUGGCCCCGGGAGAAUUCCACCAUCUCCUCCUUUAUUCCCCAAUGGCCCAGGUUAUCCAUAUCCAGCUUUCCAACAAAGACGUUAUCUAAUUCGAUUUCCAUUCAUCCCUAGAUUCCCUCUGAUGUAUCCUUUUGUCCUCACACCCCAAAUACAAACUACUACAACAACAGGUUCCGCUACAACCACAACUGACCCCACUACCACCCAAACGGACUCUGCCACUCCCAUGACAGCUUCUCCUCCCCAAGAGACAAAGACCACUUCUACUCCCCAAGAGACUACCAUCGCUUCUACUCCCCAAGAGACAAUGACAGCUUCUCCUCCCCAAGAGACAAAGACCACUUCUCCUCCCCAAGAGACAACUGCUUCUACUCCCCAAGCGACUACUAUUGCUUCUACUCCCCAAGAGACAACGACUGCUUCUACUCCCCAAGAGACAACAACAGUUUCUCCUCCCCAAGAGACAACAACCACAUCUACUCCCCAAGAGACAACGACAGCUCCUCUUCCCCAAGAGACAACUACCACUUCUACUUCCCAAAAGACAAGUCUCAAGACCUUUUUAGAUAGACUCAUUUCAAUUUUUGGAUGAGAAUGAAAUAUUCCAUAAGCUCUAACCUUUGGGAGGAAUAAUCUUAGAAAGAAACUAUAAAACAACCCACAUAAACAUUAUGACAACAAAGUGAAAAUAAAGAGUUGAGCAACAAUA
Messenger RNA from Herpailurus yagouaroundi (jaguarundi), 1117 nucleotides. Its product is annotated as opiorphin prepropeptide-like. NCBI's taxonomy places the organism in Eukaryota, Metazoa, Chordata, Mammalia, Carnivora, Felidae. The coding region runs from base 164 to 1000 and encodes 278 amino acids. The transcript has 3 exons. The record is from RefSeq and is a predicted model, not a curated record.